Messenger RNA from Didymosphaeria variabile, 2007 nucleotides. RefSeq lists its product as uncharacterized. The coding region runs from base 1 to 2007 and encodes 668 amino acids. NCBI's taxonomy places the organism in Eukaryota, Fungi, Ascomycota, Dothideomycetes, Pleosporales, Didymosphaeriaceae. The transcript has 5 exons. The record is from RefSeq and is a predicted model, not a curated record. Gene Ontology annotation, cellular component: mitochondrial outer membrane.
AUGAGUCUCGUGGUCGAUCAGAUCCGGCGCAUCGACAGCCAGCUCGACCGGUUGCAGCUGUCGACAGCCAACGACGACGGCGCAUUUGCAAUAGCCGCCGAAGACAUCCACGACCCACACCGAGUAGCGCGCAUUGAACAAUUACAGCGGCUGAUCAAGAGCUUGUCAACGACCGCCUCGUCGAAGCAUUCCCUUGUGCCAGCGAGCAGGAUCCGGUCAAUACUGCAGGAAGCGGAUAUUUCCUCGCAGUGUGCGACGUGCGCGUAUUUGUUUGAGCAGGAUGAUUCAGGCAGUCAACAUAGGCAGUCGGCCUACGCCCACGUGUCUUCCUACGAACACGAGCUCGAAUGGCUUCUGCUGAGCAAAGCUACCACGCAGGCCUAUGGCUCCGUCCUUUCCACGAUCCUCGAACAGACCAUUCCGCUUGAGGAUGAUAUAUGGUAUUGGGAUGACAUAAUCUCGACUUACCGCUUCGCUGGUCUCUAUUCGAUCCAGACCUCUCCCAUUCGGCUGUAUAAUUGGUCUAAAGAUGUUUAUCGCGAUGUAAAGGACAAAGGAGGACGGCUGGCGGUAGACGGCUGGAGGGAAUUCUACUCGCUCGUGAGGGACACAAUCAAGGAUCGUAAUGUCAGAGAGAUUCAACGGAGAGUUGUCAGCCCGCUCGGUGUGGCGCGGAAUGAGGGCAGAAAGAAGAGCGCUGCUUUGAGGCGGAUCAAGAUGAAGAAUGCCAAUGCUCUAGGACUUCUGCUAGGCGAAGGUCUCGGCAGCGAGAGCAUAAACGAUGAAGGCUUGCAGUCGCCGGGCCAAUAUGGCACUUCAGAGAAGCGGCAUCGAUGGAAGAGCACAGUAGCGAAGAGCAUCGCACUCAUGGACGCCGUCAUACACAAUGUCAACGACGCUGAUCUACAUGUCGAUAAGUUCGACGAUUCUGUCGCGGCCACUACCCAAGACGAUCAUUACUAUGAGUUACACGAACCCUCAGGAGAACGCACUGCGACAUCGCUCAAGCCUGCUGACGUUGUCGUGAGACUGGACGGCCUCCUCAGCCACGCUCUACCCGCAUACACCUCCAAUUUCCAAGCCUCUGUCCGUGAGCAGGGUCGACCAUCACGUCUCGUUCGCUACUGGUUGCCGGCUACGAUAGCUCUCGUCUCAUCCACCACCGUUCUACGUAUCGUUAUUAACCGCAAGGAAGAAAUUUUAACAUGGGUUCGCGAAUUCGGUCAGACCGUCAUUGACUUUUGGUCGAAUUGGGUCAUUGAGCCCACUAAGAAAGUCAUUGGCACCAUCCGGCAUAAUGAAGACAGCGAGGUUUCAAUACUCAGCAAACGAAGCCUGCAAUCCGACAGAGACAGCCUCGAGCGUAUGGUUGUAGACUUUGCUGUGCAGCAUCCCGAAGGACCUGCUCUCAACGAGACUCAAAUCGCCGAUAUCCGCGCCAAAGUACGCGAAGGAGACUUGACGCCUGUCUUGAGAGCUUAUGAAAAGGAUAUACAAAGUCCUGUGAAAGGGGCUAUCAUGGGUAACUUGGCCAGUGCGCUAUUGAUACAGGUACAAAAAACAAAGGUCGAUGUGGAGGUGGCAAUGAGUGGCAUUGAUUCGAUCUUGAAGAGCCAGGAACUGCUGUUUGGGUUUAUUGGUUUGACACCCGGUGUGCUCGUGACUGUCGGUGUGUAUAGGUGGUUGAGAGGCGUCUUCAGUGGCCGAAAGGGUGUCAAGCAGUGGGCGCGACAAGGCCAGCUUCUACUCAUCUUGAGAAACAUCGACCGCAUUCUCGUCGGAGCUACAACGAAUGAGUUCGGGGAGAUCUACUACCGCGAUCAUGGUCUGCUGCUGUGCGAAGUUCACCUACUGAGACAAGAAGCCAGCAGAGUGCUUCCACGCCGUAUCUUUCACGAAUUUUUGCAGGAGAUUGAUGAGCUAGUCAACAUCCAAUCUGGGCUGGAACGGCAGCAGAAGGUGGUUGAGCGGAUACGAUGGGCGUAUUCGAGGUGGUUCACCUCUUAG